Messenger RNA from Bombyx mori (domestic silkworm), 1472 nucleotides. It is a transcript of the gene Mk, whose product is annotated as mevalonate kinase. Gene Ontology annotation, molecular function: mevalonate kinase activity; ATP binding. Gene Ontology annotation, cellular component: cytosol; cytoplasm. The record is from RefSeq and is marked provisional. Lineage: Eukaryota; Metazoa; Arthropoda; Insecta; Lepidoptera; Bombycidae. Gene Ontology annotation, biological process: cholesterol biosynthetic process; isoprenoid biosynthetic process; isopentenyl diphosphate biosynthetic process, mevalonate pathway.
GGAACUGAAGACAAUCCACGCGUUCACCCAGAAAACCUUAACUGUUGAUCAGUGGAAGACACAAUAAUGUAUACUAUUUAAUACAAUGCAGUAGUCGAAAUCCAUUAGUUUUUUAUUGUUCAUUAUACCUUGCUUAAGAUCUAGUCAAUUUCGCGUGUGCUUAUUACAUUAAAAGGACAAUGUUGACGGCCGUCGAUAAUUUGUUUACGGUGAGCGUUUCCGCGCCGGGGAAAGUCAUCUUGCAUGGAGAGCAUUCGGUCGUGUACGGAAAAACUGCGAUCGCUGUCAGCCUCGGCCUAAGGAGCUCCAUAGUGAUAAAGGAAGUAAACACUCCACACGAACCAGCAGUCCACAUACAUUUGCCGUGCGUGGAUCUACAGGAGACCAUUCCAUUGGAGCCGACAGUCAAAAGUCUGUUCCAUCCUAAACUGGCACCAGGGAUAACCGGCAAAUUCUCUUGGAGAUUACCCCACAAAAUCGACCAUGACUAUCACUUGCGAAGGGUGGAGGAAUACCUGCAUUUGAUCAAGCCUAACUUUGACUCGUUGCCCAACAAUCAAAAGAAUUCCUUGCGUAGUUUCCUAUACGUGUUUUCCGGGAUUUUCGGUAGCACAUAUCUACCGGUAAAGUCUAUGGAUAUUUCGAUGGGAUCUGAGCUCACCAUUGGCGCGGGUACUGGCAGUUCGGCGUCUUUUGCCGUCUGUCUAGCAGGAGCAUUGAUACAGCUGUUGAAAUUGAAGAGUUCUUCGGGGAAUUUCGAUGCAUAUUACGAUCAGAGCAGCCAAGAUUUUACGGAUACCGAAAAGGAGAUUAUAUCGGAAUGGGCCUUCAAUUGUGAGAAGAUAAUGCACGGAACACCUUCAGGUAUUGACAACGCGACCUGCACAUUCGGGAACUUGGUAUCGUUCAAGAAAGGCGCUAAACCACGUCAUCUCGACAUAAGGAUGGAGCUGCGCGUGUUGCUGGUCGAUUCGCGGGUGUCCAGAGAAACGAGGACCCUGGUCGUUCGUGUGGCGGCCCUAAGGCAAAGGAACACGGCCGCCGUGGACCACAUCAUGGAGGCCUGUGAACACGUUGCGCACACUGCCACUCAGGUUUUAGAGAAACUUUCCAGCGGCAAGUGUGACCCCGAUACGGAGGCGGACUAUCAACAUUUAUCAGAGCUUUGGGACAUGAACCACUGUCUGCUGUCGGCUCUGGGCGUGUCUCAUCCCUCUCUCGAGGUGAUCCGAGCGGCGGCCAAGAGCAAGGGGCUCGCCUGCAAGCUCACCGGAGCCGGAGGUGGAGGAUACGCCAUGAUCUUAAUUCCACCAUCGACUCCUCGUUCGACGAUAGACUCGCUGUCCGGCCAGCUGCUGCAGAACGGUUUCCGGGUCACGGAGACGAGGCUCGGUGGACCGGGCGUCUCCAUAGAGAUGUGACCAAAGACAAACAAGAGACAACGGGUCUCAUAGCGCACGGACCGUUUGUGA